AUGAGAAGCUUGACAAAAAAUCCCAACCACCUCUCUGCGAUCUCAGUGGCUGGAAAAGAGAGAGGUUCGCUACUGGGCACGAGAAUCCCACAAGUCCCGAAAUUCAAUAAGAAAAUUGAAAAAGGUUUGAAAAAUCUUUUUACAGAACACCAAAGUGGUUUUGGAGCUCUUCUUAGAUAUGACAACGCCAAGUUCGUAGAUAGGUUGAUGCUUGAGAGCCAAGAAGGAUGGAGCAGUGGGAGUUCUUGCAUCAGCGCCUGCAGCAGCGGAUCAUGCAGCUUCCUCCAGCCGAGAAAUUUGGACGAUUCUUUAACAAAGUACAAUUCAGAACUCAAAGAUCAGCUGAAAAGUAAGAUUAAUUUAGACUGUCUAUUAACACAAAAACCUGACAUAACAUUUGACGACAUUGCUGGGAACGAAUAUGUCAAAGAUCUUAUCAGGGAGACUGUUUUGCUUCCUGCUUUGGUCCCUUCUCUUUUUUCUAAGUCCAGAGGCCGUCCUAGAUCAUGGAACAAAAUUUUGCUAUACGGACCUCCAGGGGUGGGAAAAACAAUGAUUGCUCAGGCCAUUUGCAAUGAAAUUGAGUCUACCUGUUUUUGGGUCUCCUACUCUGACAUCACUUCUAAGUUUAUUGGCGAAAGCGAAAAGCUUCUGACCAUGCUUUUCCAAAUGGCCGGAGAAAGCAGUCCUUCUGUGAUUGUUUUUGACGGAAUUGAUUCGUUAGUAAGAAAAAGAAGUGGCGCUGAAAGCGAAACUGAGAGGAGGAUAAAGACCGAAUUUCUAACAGCAAUGGACAUCUUGCAGAAUGAACGGAAAAAUGUGAUGGUCAUUGGAACCACAAGCAUGCCCUGGGAGCUCGAUGUGGCUGCUUUAAGAAGAUUUGACAGAAAAAUCAUGGUCUCAAUACCUGAUAAAGACACCAGGAGCCACACUUUUGAACUUCUUGCAGGACAAAACCACGAUUUGACUGAAGAGGAUUUUAAUUAUUUGGCAGAGAUAACUGAUGGGUACUCAGGGUCUGAUAUUAGCAUUGUUUGUAAUGAGGCUUUACUAAAACCGGUAAAAAUGCUUCAGUAUACUUCUCAUUUUAAGAAAGUGAGAAAGGACGAUGUGGAUUAUUGGACGCCUUGCAAAGCAUCAGAUCCAGAAGCGAUUGAGAGAUCUUUAACCAGCAUAGAGCCUUCUCAGCUUCUGCUGAGAAAAGUGAAUUUGGACGAUUUCAAAUCAAGCAUCAACAAUUGUAAGCCAACAGUCCAGCCUAAUUUGAUUGAGCUUUACCUUAAGUUCUUAAACAAAUAUGGGCACAGCGAACAAAAGCGAAUGAUGCUUAGUGAGGAUAGUCGGCACUUAAGUUAUUUUUGCUAA
Blepharisma stoltei is the source of this 1365-nucleotide messenger RNA. The record is from the annotation of a GenBank genome assembly. NCBI's taxonomy places the organism in Eukaryota, Ciliophora, Heterotrichea, Heterotrichida, Blepharismidae.